GUUGAUUCUGCCUAUCAAACAAGAGCUUAUACAUAGAGCUUCUGUCCCCGACAGAAAAGCCACUAGCGAAGAGAGAACGAUGACCCACAAGAGUAACUUCUACUGAGGGAAAGACAAUCUCAGAACCUGCAAGUCAAUUGACAUCAUCGAAAGUCCCAAAGUGGGCCUCAAAAUAGAACAAAAAGCUUCCUCAACACUAAGACGAAUCUCAAAAUGGACCAUCCACUAAGAUGAAUCUCAAAAUGGACAAAAAUGUGCGCAAAAAACGUGGUGAAAACUGGGCAAAAAAAUGCCAAAACCUGAAAGAGAAAGCGAACCAAUGAAGUUUGAAGUUGAACGACUCGACCCACAAGACCAACUCAAUCGAAUUCUGAAAUUUAGGGGGAGCGAUUCAGGAGCGAAUUUUCAUGAUGGUAGUGACGCCAGCCUCUGUAACUUGAACUUUCUUUUUCAUCAUUGAUGAGUGAGUCGUGGAAUAUGAGUGGAAAUCGAUGCUGCUAGUUUUUUCUUAUCGUUUUUAUCACGACCUUUUUCAAAAACAAGAGCAUGUCCAGCAACGAUCGAAAAUCACAAAAUGACGAGGACCGCAGAGUAUGAAUAGGGAGACAACAAGAAGAUGACUCUCUAUUCCCUAGAGAAUUUUGCGCAAGUCCUGGAGGAGGAGUUAGAGAAGCUACCGUUUGUUGACAAUUCUCGGAUACCACGUGCUGCAGGAGCCAAUGCGAACUCUGCGGGUACUCAAUUCUGCACUUUGAGGCUUCUCAGACUCGUCACCUCAUUAGCUACUCGUCCUAUGUUUCAAUUUCAAGCAGUUUCGUCAGGAAGAGCAGUGGCGGAGGAAAACAGUUCAAUACCGCGUGAAAAUGCCAUUACGUUCUUGAUACAAAAUAUAUCACUCGAAAAAUUUCAAUGGUACCCACAAGAAUUAUAUCUAUUUCAUCAGCCGGUUCACCAACCUCCCCGCGUGCGGGGAGCCCACAGCUUCCAGGGUCUGCAUCGAUGCAUGACCUCGCAAGAGAGGAACGAGCGUUGCAGGACUACAUGGCCUCAACGAGUGUCUCUGGACCAAGUGCAGGGACGCCAGGCCUUCAGGGAAUGCAGAGACCCACUGUUCGCGCACAGCAUGGGAGUAAAAACACGCGGUACCCGGAAGGGUUCAAUCCCUAUUGUUAUGGAUGAGAGAGAAACUUAAAGGUAAAGGGUAUCAGCUGUCCCUAUGUAUUGUUAGGUGUCAAUGAGCAGACGAGAAGGAGAAAGAGAGUUCAACGAUCCCUUUGAAAGGCUCGGUCUCUUUUGCAUCCACUUCUCUCUCUAACCCCUCCCCCACAAGGCGGGUUCGGGUAGGGCGUGCUCGCAUUCGCCGAUGCCACACUCGCGGUCAAGUGCCAGCCCAGGCAACCCUGGACGGCGGACUAGAGUACCUGUGAAACCGAUCAUAGUUAAGAAUGGGCUUAGGUUUUUAGUAUCCCAUCCCCAGUCGUGUUCAGCAUAUGUCAUGCGGGAGCACUGUUGAAUGCUCACAGGAAAAGGAGGUUUUCGUGAGAAUGGCACUCGUUGUUAACUCAAUGCUAAUGUACGAGUGCGAACAGGGAAAUGUGGCAAAAAACUCUUAGCUCUAAGAAAAUGCCACCAAUGAAGGCCACGCAUGCAGAUGUCGUGCUGAUGCGUGGCUACGUCUCAAGGAUGAUGAAAAAGCUGCGAGAAGGCCUGCGAUUGCAAGAGAGGGAUAGUUUGAUGUUAAGGGCUGUUUUCUAUAUCACACUAAAGCAUGAGCAUGGUCGUCUUCGGAAGAAACUUUCACUUUGAUUGAAUCAACAUCGAUUCUUAACACUGAACCGAUUCCUUCUAACAAGGCGCGAGCAAAAGAGAGAGCUGGACACAUUGAUCGUUCGGUUCGAGGAAAAGGAAAAAGCAAAGGAAGGCGAAUGGCUUGAGCAACGUGCUCACCUGGAAUCACAAAUCGACGAUAUGGCAGGCGCUAUCGAUUUGUCGCAGAGACUCUUAUGGCAGGAGAUGCUCAACAAUGUGUCAUGUCAGAGACCACUGUUAAAUAUCAGACAAAUUCAAAAUGAAAUGAUUUUCAGCAUGUAAUUUCACGAAUAUCACGAUUUUUUCUGGUUCCUCCUGAAUUCUACAGAAGAUUCAACCACUCCUUCUAUGGGUUGAAUCUUCUGUAGGUAUGACCAGCAUUUUUUCUAUUUGCUUCCGCCCUCGACGUCGUGGUCCUCUCCUCUUUCAUACUCCCUCAGCAAGCACCAGACCUGGAUGCAGACGAAGCUAGGUGCCUUGUUAGGCGUGUCGCAAGGCGAGAACUUAGUCCGGUCUGCCUUUGCCGGUUGGAAAGAUGUCACGAUGUCUGUGAAGCACGAACUAUUCGCGCUUCAAAUCGCGAAGACGGUUCAUGAGGCGAAUAAGCAUAGAUUUCGCGCAGCAUGCUUGUUUUUUGGGCGUAAUCACAAGAAUGUCUUUUUGCACGCUUGGCGAAGAUACGUCGAUGGGGAGAAAAAAGCGCGAGCUUUGCUGUGGUGUGUGAAUUAUGGCCUGCGAAGCUGACCCUGACGAGAUUCUUGUAGUUUUAAGUAUCUAUACUUAGUUCCUUGGUCGUGCCGGUGGGGCUCGAUGUGCAGGAACCAUAACCUAACCUAACCAUUUAGUAGACCGGUAUGGCGGGCCUGAUAAUGAACGACUUACAUACCAGACUCCUCCAUAUAAUAUGCUUAAAAAGACCUCCUAUCAUCAUCUAACGGCCUCAAGCUAAAGUGAAGAUGCAAGGAGCCUACAACAAGGAGGAUCGCCAGACGUUGCUGGUUAUUUUCAAGCUGUGGAAAGCGGAUACCGACAAGGAGUUGAUUAUAAGCGCGAAUGAGCAGGAGAAAUUGAACAAUAGACUCUUAGCAGAUAAGGAGAAGCUCGAGAGAGUGCAGAAAAGCAUGAGUAUUUUCAUAUUUAAUGGCUGUCAUUUGUAGAUUUGUGGCCGAAUGUACGGUCUUAUGCGCUCCCAGUAUGUACUUUGGAUGACAAGAAUAGUUGACCAUGUUAAUUGAUUGUUUGGAAGGGUGGUGGCAUAUAGUCCUAUCGCAAACAAAAAAAAAAAUCUACGGUGAUCAAGAACGAUCAUAACAGGGCGGGCACACACAUGACAUAUUGCUGUCGACGCCAUUUUUCUCACAGGCCUCCCUGCAGUACUUGUACGCGACAUGCACGCUCAACAACCACAUUGACAUCUUGUCCUUGACGUCGUCAUAUUCUCACAGGUAACCUCGCCAUGCGUAACCAAGCGAAGGGUGCGGAGGCUGACGCCGGUCUGUUGAGUUGGAUGUUUCAGUGCUGGGAGAAAGAGUUGAGAAAAAGGAAGGAUGCGGAAAAAGUCGCCUGGGAAAGGUGGAACUUGAGGAUAAAGAUGAAGCGGCAACACAUCAAGACCUUUAUCGUGAAGGCGUGGGGAGAAGGACUCGAAGCAUUGAGACGAGAAACGAGAAUGGAUUAUGAAGAUCAAGAUCAUGUUGAUGUUUUUAGAGUCCUCGCAUUUGGAUUGGUACGCAGUUCUAACCCGUUUUUUAUCCACUUGUCCGAGCUACGAAUUUUUCGCAUAAUACUUGAUAAUGAAACAAUUGACAGCUGCAUCCUCUUGCGUCGCACUCAGUCAUGCUGAGAUCAUUCUCUAACGCAAGGAGUGGAAUAACAGACUUGUGAAGAGAUUCCAGAAAGACAUACAUCGAGAGCAAAGGCGUGAUCUCUUCGACGCGUGGAAUGAGGGCAUACGAGUACAAAGAGAAGAGGAGCGGGAGGCUUUGCGGUAUUGAUGUUGGCAGCUAUUUCUUCUUGUUCUGGUAGGAUUGGUUUUGCGUUCACAGUGAACGGCUCACUCAGGUCUGUAGUUGUCCUUGUCGGUCUCUAGUCAUUUUUGAGGCUUAUCCUUCCUGACGUAGACGUUACUUAAGUUAACAAUACUCUUUCAUUCAGCCACAACAUCACAGGCAACGACAAGAAGCUCUGAGUAAGCGCCAGCAAGAGCUAGCUGCACAAGGCCUGGCGAUGGGCGAGAAGGCUAAAGAAAAUGCGCUCCAAAAAUGGGAAGGACGGGCAGUAAAACAGAGGUUUUUUUAUGGCAAGAGCUGACUUUUUUAUUCAGGACCUUUCACCUACUUGCAGCUACUACUACUGCCUGCUUUGUAAGCUAGUACUUUAUAAAGUCAGAGUAGUAGAUACACAUAUAGAACUAGAAGACUCGUCUCUUUUCUUCAACCUAAGAUGUUUAAUGCGUCCUCCUCUAACUCCCUAUCGCCUGGCGCGUCCAGUGGGAAAAGCUAGGCCUCCGAAACCGUGCCAUUCAGCAAAUAGCUGCUCGGAGCCAGGCUAAGAUGCGGCUCAUGGUCACCUUUACCGCGUGGCGGACAUACACACGUGAAAUCCAGGAGAAAAACGCGAUACAGGCGACGCAUCUUGAGUACAAGCAGCAAACUGCGGCAAGACUCUUCUCGUUCAUUGGUGGCACAGCAGCCAAGACAACAGGGGAGAAGGAUCAGAAGGUCAAGGCCAUGACAAUGAAGAAAUGGAAAGAACGAGUGGUGAAGAAUUUGAAGAUACGAAGACUUAAGGCUUACAACCCUAACCCUAAGCCAUUCAUCUGAAGCACCUUGGAACUGCAGCAACUGUCCCAUAUCAUGUGUUAACAUCAAGGGCGAAGCACCUAGUACAAGAUAAACGUAAAAAACCACCCCAAGAUAAAUUAUAUGAUGGGUUUGGGGUAGCUCUAAAAGACGCGUCGCUUUUUUCGCCGACAGGUGUAAGGAAGAUUUCUUCCUUGUCUGGCGUGGCUUUGUUUUGAGGAGCAAUAUCGAGUAUUACACUCGCGGUGAAUUAGUCGCAGAGCGCGUCGCUGCCGACCGGAUAAGGUCGAAAGCUGCACAGUGCUUUAAGCUCUGGAAGAUGUCCUAUGUGCAGAAAAAUAGAAUGCGAAGGAGGUUCACCGAGCAUAAAGAAUGGUUCCACGACCGCUGGAAGCAGACUGUGAGUCUGAGGCAUGCGUUCUCGAUGUGGCGAUUUACCAAAUGCUGGAACGGGCAGUUGAGAGCAGCGAAAGUUAAGGGUUUUGUUGUUAUUCGUUGCUACUUUCUUGAUUGAUAUUGAUUUGAAGGAACAGUCAUCUACUAGGUUUUUCUUUUCAUCAUGGUGACACACAUCCUUGCGUGGAAGCAGUACUACACAAUUUUCACAGAUCACAUGUUUAUUAUUUUGGAUGUCAUUUUCUUGCUCAGCCAGCUCAAUAUGAUCAUUUGAAUUUUUUCUCUAACCCCCACGCGGCCAACCUCUCGCAGAACGGCGUAAAACACCUAAGAACAAGACGAGGGUUCCAGACGAAGCUCAAAGUUUUCAAGGAGUGGAGUGCGGAAAUAGUCCUGGAACGAGCUCGAAGGGAACUCAACAAUUUCCAUGGCGAACGGAUGCAAAUGAUGAUGAACAAAGUAGUGGCAGACAUGGCAUUCUUGAGUGGGCCAAAUAGAUGCUUUGCAGAAUGGAAAAAGCUGACGAAGGAGGGAAAAACGCAAGCGGAAAUGGUAUUAAUAUCUCCAUCGUAAAUGUCUGAACUACUUAUUCUUGUUCGACGUAGAAUCCCUCAUCCCUCACGUCAUCGUCAUCGUCAUUGUCUGACUGAAUUCAUCAUCACCACUAAACAGGUCGACCAUCUGUACAACCUCUGGCGCGGACAGCGCGAGAAGAAGCGAUUACAACAAGCGGUGAGGGCUUGGCGUGAGUACUCCAUGUCUGAAAAUAUGGACAAGAUGCGAGGCGAAGGCAUGGGACAUCUCGAGAAAAUGAACGCCGAGCAUCAAAUCUUCCGCAUUUCCUUCCGAUGGGAGAAACUAGUUCAAACCUUGCUCGAUAGAAACGGCGACGCUUUGCUGAAGAUGAUAACGCAACAGACUGGCGAGAUGAAGCUCAAAAUGGCGGAGACGAAGUAUGACAUGGCGCAAGCGAAAAUCGAGGUUUUGCAGGGCAACUUGGCCAAGAUUGUCGCUUGUGCUCAGGAUUUGGGAUCCUGGUACUGCACGAGGGAUAGCAAUUAUGGCCUUGGGCCUGUUACUUUUAGAUUUAGACCUCUCUCGACCAAAAAGCGCAACUCAACAAAGCAAAAACCCAGACACAGUCUUAACAAGACUUGACACGUCCAGCUUUGUCGAGAGAACCAACUUUCCUGAAGACAAUCCAAUUUUUGACUAAUCUAUCUUCUAAUCAAAAGCAGCCCAUUUCCAGGCUUGGCGCAGUAAGGUAAUCGAGGAAACGGGGCGAAGGAAUCAGGAGAAUUUCCAGAAAAAGCUGGACAAUUACAUGAAAGCGCAGUCAAAGAGUCAGAGCAACGUCAUGACACUAGUGAAUUAUCAUAGUCGAGCGGGUUGUCUCCAGAAGUGUUGGCGAAUUUGGCUAGAAUGUGUCAAGGACGGGUAUCACGAGAAAGAAAUCACCGACAAAAACAUGCAACUCCUGCAGGAAAAUUAAGGAAUUGUGACUGUGUAUUAAGAAAAUCGUAAUAUUAUAAAUGUUUUAAAUAAAGGUCUAUCAUUCGAGGUCUUAGAAUAUGGUAGCUGCAACGCGAGUAAAUUAAUUAUAUCACUUAUGCCGGUCCACGUGCUGCAGCAUGAUCUUCAUCUCUCCUGUAGAAUAUCACUUAUGCCGGUCCACGUGCUGCAGCAUGAUCUUCAUCUCUCCUGUAGAAUAUCACUUAUGCUGGUCCACGUGCUGCAGCAUGAUCUUCAUCUCUCCUGUAGAAUGAACAACCUACCCCUCUAAAAAAUGCAAGGCCGUAUCCGAAAGAUGUUUUUCGCCAUGGGGGCACAGGAUUCGAAGCUUCUAAAGGGCGAUCUCUUCAAAUGCUGGCAGGACUGGAUUAAAAAAGAGCGCAAGGUACGCGCCAUAGAACGCUACGUCUCGAAUCAUUUAGAGCGAAAUCGCAUCCGGAAACAUCUGGACCUCUGGGCAGCCUCAGUCUUCGAUAUCAAAGGCAAUCGCUUCAUGGAGAACAGGAAACACGAUUACAAUUAAGACUUCCGGGAAUCCAUCUUCCGGGAAUCCAUUCUUGGGGCACCUCUUUAAGGGAAAAACAGGCCCAAGAUGACUCUCAGGAUGGACUCCCGGAUGAAACUCUAAUACAAGUUCUCCCUCAGUUGUCUGGUUCGCAAGAACAGUGGCAUUCAGAACCGCUAUUUGCUGCUCAUUGUUUGGCGUGCGUGGAUGUUUUAUCAUUCCAGAAUGCAAGAUAUUCGGAGCGGCAACGUGGACCGCAUCGUAAAAGAAGCAAGGGAUCUUAGAGACCGCAACUGGAUUGCGCGUUACCUGCAUCAUCAAGGGUUAGACGCAAGCCAAAUUAGGUCUCAGUACUUCACAGAAUUGCAUCGAUUGCGUGACGGUACCGAUGUGCAUGUGUCGCAUAGUGGUGUAGAGUUCAAGCGCAGCUCACCGGUCGACCGGGACUUCUUCGUAGAAAGACGUCGGAAUAGGAUUCGAGAACAAGACGAGCCUGGCAGAUACUAUGCAGAAAUGUGGAAUGAAGAGACGGCGAUGUCACCGAGUCGGAGUGGGCGGAGAGGUGAUAGUGUUAUUAAGGCCUCCUCCUCAAAUUGAAAUUCGGAUUCAUCUUCAGAACAAGCGUUUUGUUUGAAGAAGUUUUCUAAAAAGGCGAAAAUACGUCAAAAAUGACUCUAUUCUUUCAAGAUGAAAACGUUGAGUCAGUAAGAUCUAAGAGUGGCGUGGUCAAAGCUGGUGGGAACAGUGCAACGCGUGUCACCAGUGUGGGGCGUGAGAUGCCUUACAGGAUCCACGUGGUUCCGCCACCUGGAGAGGCAGCACACUACCGCAACGUCCUCUCCACAGAGCGCGCAAAUGCGCUAUUUGUGCAGAAUAGUGCACCUUCAUCUAGUAGUUCUUCAGGCGGAAGAUACAACCAGCAGCAUGCUGCACCAAGUGAUGACGAGCACCGUUCCUCUAGAGGGAGGUCUAACAGUCGGUCUCGCGAAGUUCGGUUUGAGGAUCAAGACCGUGCGCACCAAGCUAUCAUGGCUGGGCACUCGCCUUCGCGUGUGCGGUCGCGCAGUAGAGAGGUGCCGGAUUUGAAUGGAGACGACGAUUUCUACAUAGACCAAUUCGGCUACCAUCAUGCGGGUCGUAGUUUGUCCGCUCGUCGUUCGCUGCCGAUCAAUAGAUGGUACGAGGACUACGACAGGCGGCGAAGCAUCAAACUAGACGUGGAGAAGAGACUGGCAUUGGCAGCAGUAGAUUCCCGCUACGACCACGGAGGACGAUUCGACUACCUACUCGAUCUGCACGAACUGGAGGGUCUACAGUACUUGUUUGACUCGCAUCCGAGCAGUUGCGGAGGUUGGGACGUCACUUUGGCUCUGCUGAAACGCCUCCUGAUGUCCAUGAGCGUCGUACGAGUGUUCAAGGGCGAACUGAAAGCAGCAAGGUACAAAGCGAGAAAUGACAACAUGCUAUUGGUGUUAGGUUUUCACGCGUUUCGGAAGACUCUGAGCUAUCAGGCAGCCGCUCAGACCGAGGUGAGCGGCGAAGUCAGGGGAGUGGAGGAAGUGCGAGACAGCGUGGUUCAGACUGGGCCCAUGGACAAAGACGUGGAGAUCGUAUUUAUGCCACAACCACCCAGCUCACGAUACAUAGGCGGCUCCGCCAUAGCGGAACAGCAGUACAACAGGGACAAGGCCUAUCUAAAGGAGAUCCGUACCUAUCUGGGCUACGUGGCGGACGAGCUGUCACACCGCUUGCGCAUAGCGGCUUCAGUCUCAGGAUCCGCACCACAGACAUCUUUGACCACUGCAACCAAUAUCUUAACUUGGUUGUCGCAUCUAGUAGAGAAGUUCCGACAUCCUGACACUCUAGGAGAAGCGUUUGGCUCUAGCCGCUACAGCUUGUAUCCGAGUGGGGACUCGGUGCAACUGCGCAACACGGAUUCAGUCUUGAGGAGUAGUGCGAACAGUGAGCAACAGUUGCGAGACAUCGUCUACAGCAACCAACCAGCAGGCAUCGGGCAAAACCACAGUUACUCCGCCAGUGGGCCUCAGUACCAGAGUGCAAGAGGAACCAAUAGUGCUUCUUCGCCGCAUACCAUUGUGGGUCCUGUCGGCUCCAUCGGCCUCGGGCUUCCGCCUAACGCCUCUGCCGCAAACGUCGUGAAUGCCAUGACCUCUCCAAGAGGUGGGCCGAUGAUAAACGUGCGUCCUGGAGACAGGUUGAGGCCGGCGAGCCCCAGAGCAAUCAAUCCGGAAGGUAUGAUUAUGAGGCUCAGGAUGAGAGAGGUUGUCGUGAUCGCGCUUAGCACUUAAUCUUAGAUUUAGAAGGUGCAGUAGAGGAAAGAUAUCUACUUAGAUAGAGAUAGUAGAAGCAGAAGAAGAUGCUUAAUAGACUUAGAAAGUGAUCUCACAAUUUUUGAAUUACAACUUGCCAUUUUCAUCUACUAACCAAGCCAGCCUAGCUUACAAGCCAUUCAAGUCUACUUCGAAAGAGUGGCAACGCGACGUCGAUCACCUGAUACGAAAGGCAAAUUCCAAAGACACCAAUGAACAUGUCGGCGUCAUCAGCUCAAGUACAGCAGCUUUGUUGAACAGCAUUCCAGGACCUGGAGGAAGUACAUCCUCGAAGAACACAAAAUGUUGGACAACCUCUUCCUACGACGCGGUUGCGUCAACCUUGCCGAAGUACAGCAGUACCCUGAGGCAGGGAAGAGGAACAAGUAAUGGCGGAUCGGUUGCAGCAUCGGGAUCCGGUGCAGCAGGGCCAUACAAUUACUUAAACUACAAGACGCAGAACCAGCUUGACACGGAGGCUGAGCAAUAUCGCAAUGACAUCACAGCAGCUUUGGCGCAGCAACGAGCAACCACCAAGAAUCCUAGAGAACUCCUUGGUCUCACAGUCACGUCUGAAGCGAACACAGCGUCGACUAUGUUGCAGCGUGCUGCGGCAGGAGGAGGACCGGGUGGUGGCUCUUCGUCAUCCGGUGCUGGAAGAGAUAGAGACAACUCGACAGGCGACAGCGGAGGUUUUCUGCGGUCUUCAAAUUGGACGUCGAAAGCCAUCUCGACACCCGAAGACGACCGACUAACUUCUGAGUUUGACGCGUCUAGCAGGAACUUGUUGAAAGUCUCUUCAGCAGCAGGGCCAGGAAGUAGCUCGUCUUCGAGUAGUUCCUUUGCCCCAGGACCUCGCACUUCACUUGUAGCAGACUAUGGCUUCGACUCCAAAAACGCAGGCUCGAAGAAUGUCACCUUUGCUCUCACCGAUAUCGGAGGACCAAGCGGAAAGAACAGCACGACAUCUGCUAGUCCUAGUGCACCGAGUCUCUCCCCUCAACGAGUUCUAUCCCCUCCCACGGUCGGUCCUAGACAGCGGUCUCGAUCUCCAUCAACUGGGUUAGAGCCUUUAAACACUCGAGCAGCUGUGGCAACAAGGGGAUCAUCCUUUUCCCCAUUGGGUGGGAGAGCAGACAGCAUGAACAUUGGUCAAUCCCUACGACCUGGCAGGAUGCUAGGACUUGGAGGUGGACUUGGCAGUGCUGGUGGAAGUUCUUCUGCUAAAAAUAGUCCAUCAUCAGGAAGUAGAGGUCUGACUACAACAUCUUCUAGCAGUACUUCCAACGCGACGACGAGUCACAUUCCAACAAUCAUGAUCAAUAAUAUGCCAGUGCUGGAACCGGGAGUCAAAACAAGCAGUAGGUCGCCAAAUAGCAGUGCUGUGCCCUCGCCAAGGGCCAGUGAUUAACGGGGAGGAGGAGGAGGAGGGGAUCAUGAGGUUGCUGGUCGUGGUUCCCAAGGAAAGUAGUUGCGAGCACGGGCACCUGGGUGUGGCUACUCGUCUAAGAACUGCGAAUGCUUUUCUGUCGAACUACAACUACGAUAACGAUUGUUAUGAGAAAAAUAGAAAUACAUUCCAGCACUUGAUGUAACCCGAAAAUGGACUAAGAAUCAAUGAACAAAUUCGAGUUUGAUAGCUCUACGAUUACAUCUAUGGAUCUUCAUUGGAUGAGCUUUGAAGUAUAUUCCUCUGCUAAUGUUUUCGUUAUUAUUUGAUUUGCGCCUCCCAGUGCGUCACCUCCCAUAAAAACAAAGUGGCCCCACCUAGACUACAAAAGACUCAUGCUGUAUCCUUUGAUGAGACUCGCUUUCCUUGCCGCGUUGCUUGGGUCCUUUGAUAUUGAUGUCUGCAAAACGUUCAAGAAUCACAAGCAACUACCCUUACUUCGUACUUCGUUUUCGCAUUCUUUCUUGUAUGAUGAUUACAUUGUAACUGAAUCUGACGUGAAUCAAUUACCAAGACAAUCACUUGAACUGUUGUAAAGUAUUCAGAAGUAGCAGAACCAUUACAAUGAACUAUUCCGCAGUAUUUUCAGAUACAUGACUAGGUAUUUAAGAAAAGACAAGUACGAAACUUUGUGCAUGAUUGGUUUUUCGCGCUCACUUGCGAUGAAGUGUACUUUUCUGCGCAGUUGUGCACUAGAUGAUCUACUUUUGAGCUUGUUCGUUGUGUUACACUUAGACGAGUCGUAUCAUCUACCUAUGUCGAAUAGCAUGAAUAGCAGCGAACUUUUUACACCAGUCUGUACUAGCAUCAACCUCUCAUAAUCUCCGUUAUUUUCCUAGCUACGCAGAUCUUUCAAUAUCUCAAUCCAUUUUUAUGUACUCUUUUUCAACACGAGGGAGCGGCGACGACGACUGACUCUAGAUUAUUUUGAUGAAAAUUUGACUAGCAUCAUGAGAAAAUAACAAUAAGAAUACAAUAAGAAUAAGCAACAUUCCACAAGACGAGUUUGAAGACUAUGACAAUGAGCUUGCGCCUACCUAUGUCAUGCAAUAAUGAACAGUUUCUUGACCUAGUUUCUUGUUCUAGUCUCGAAAACUGAAAAUAACCGAGUUACUAACUGAAAUAAGGGAGGUAGCUUAAGGUCAAGGCUACUCUUCCUUCUUCAGGCUUAACUGUGCUUAUUUCAAGUAGUUACUCGGUUAUUUCAGUUUU
Molecule: messenger RNA, 12015 nt
Organism: Amoebophrya sp. A25
Lineage: Eukaryota; Dinophyceae; Syndiniales; Amoebophryaceae
Source: the annotation of a GenBank genome assembly